AUGGCGAAGACAAUACAGAUAUUCUUGCCUCUUGUGUAUUUUGUGAUAAAUGCUCAGGGAGAUUACCUUGAUGCUAUCGCUGGAUUGAGGCAUUUAUCUCAGCCUCAUGCAGACCAAAGGAAUGAGGACUUCAACAGCGCUUUUAAGGACUGGUUCCAUCACUUCGACUCGUUUCCUACUAGUGUCAAUGGAAGAAGACCAUACGUAGGUUUUGAUGCGUAUUUUAAUAGAGACCCGUAUUAUUCAAGUGGCGGGUGGGAUCAAAUGCCACAAAUUAACAAUGUGUUUAACAUUCCAAGCGGUACCCAUAAUUCUCAUUCACACCCAGGACACAAAGAAAGUAAACCAGAACAAACACCAAAACCAGAACAUGUCGAUGAUGUUUUAAAUGUUCAAGAACCAACAAUGAAGCCCGAUGAAAUACUGCCCACCGACAAGCCCAUAGAUCAAGAUCCAAUAAACAAAAUAGAAGAAGUAAUUAAGGCUGACAUUAAAAAUCAAUCUGAAAUUUUACCUCCUCCAAAAACCAACAAAAUCAAUGAAAAUGACGACAUGAGUGAUAAAGAUGAUAAAUCGGUGGAAUUAAACGAAAAAAAAGAUUAUUUGCUGGUUGGCCAAGGUAACAACGGAAAGGACGUAUAUCUUUUACAUGAAAACCCAGCACCAGUAGCGCUACCUAAUAAUAACCAACCUGCCAACAAUGUUAUGUAUGUGCAAAGUCCUGGACCAGCAUCUACCAAUCAAGUCUAUCAAAUCCUAAAUGGGCCGACACCUGUGGCGAAUCUUCAACUAUCUCCUGAUAAAUUGGGAGUGAACAAUGAUGUUCCUAACUCAAUACCUCCUACUACCAACGUAAGUCCCGCUUCUCAAUUAAAUAAUGUUGUUAGCGUUUACUCUAAUGGCCAGAUUAUACAAAUACCAGGCGUUGUAGUCGUACCAAAUAAUCUUCCAGUAGAUGUUGGAAAUCAGCCACAGCGACCAAAUUACGUAGUUGCUAAUGUUCCAAAUAACAAUGUUCAGUCUUCAAACCAAAAUCCUGGUCAAAAUAUAUAUUAUGCUGCUGUCCCAAAUCAAGGGUCAAACAAUCCAAUAUAUUAUCUUCAAGUGCCCAAUCAAGGAGUGAAUAAUGCUGGAAACGUUAUGUUGAACAAUGGUUUACCCGGGAAUAUAGUGGCUUACCAGGUUAGUCCAAAUGUUGUCACGCAGCCAGCUGUAUCAAAUGGCUAUGUACAGUCGAACAUCCCAAAUAAUCAGGGGAUGAUCGCUGUUACUAUUCCAAACCAAGGUAUUGUACUUGACAAUGCAAAUAACCAAUACCAGCUAGUUGUAGUGCCACAAGGCACUCCUUCAAACGUGUACAAUCAACCAAACCAACCUAAUCAAGGCCUAAAUCCGGUUGUGAUGCUAAACGGGCAAAGUCUGCCGGUGCAGACAGUUCAAGUACAGAAUGGUAAUAACGGAAAUACUUACAAUCAGCCGAUGCUAAAAAGUGAAAGACAAGAGGUCACUCCAUCGAACCAAGGAUAUAUAAAUAAUCAAAAUUUAGGAAUACAGCCUGCAGUUUUGAUGCCAAGCAAUGGCGGGUACUACCAACCUCCGAUUACAAACCAAAUGCAAGUACAAAAUGUUCCCAGUCAGGGAAUUGAAACACCAACAAGUGGAGGAAGUUACAUUCAGCCAGCAGUGUUAUAUGAUGUAUCCAACAAUCAAAAUGUGCCCCCACAACCCAUAGUUUCAGUGAAUGAUGCUCAGGUUCCAAUCCAAGGGAACCAAGUGACUAAUUCGAUUCCAAAUAUUCCACCAGUAAACACAGCUGAUGUUGUUGCACCGCCAGAGGAGAACGCACCACUGGCAAUAGCAACAUCUCCACUUAUCUUAGAUGGAGGCAAUAUGGAGUCUUUGGGUGUCCAACCAGCGGUUAUGCUUACCGGUUUCAAAGAUAGUGAAGAUGGAAAGAACGAAAAAAAGACGAAAGAAGAUAGGAAAGAUAAAAAAGACAAGAAAGAUAAGAAGGAAGGCAAGGAAGGAAAAGAAAGAAAGGAAAGGAAAGAAAAAAGUAAAAAGAAAAGUAAGAAAGACAAAGAUGAAAAGUCAGGGGAAGUAUUCACAAACUAG
Spodoptera exigua (beet armyworm) is the source of this 2115-nucleotide messenger RNA. The record is from the annotation of a GenBank genome assembly. NCBI's taxonomy places the organism in Eukaryota, Metazoa, Arthropoda, Insecta, Lepidoptera, Noctuidae.